Oncorhynchus nerka (sockeye salmon) is the source of this 2431-nucleotide messenger RNA. RefSeq names its product proteasome adapter and scaffold protein ECM29-like. Gene Ontology annotation, molecular function: molecular adaptor activity. Gene Ontology annotation, cellular component: nucleus; cytoplasm. The transcript is spliced from 6 exons. NCBI's taxonomy places the organism in Eukaryota, Metazoa, Chordata, Actinopteri, Salmoniformes, Salmonidae. The record is from RefSeq and is a predicted model, not a curated record. Bases 4 to 783 code for a protein of 259 amino acids.
AGGAUGUUGGUGAUAAUGUGGAUGAUGUUGUGUGUUAGUGGUGAACUCCAGAAGUCCUCCCCGGGCCAGCCCAGUGUACCAGAGGUGAUAGAUCUGGUGUUGAAGGAGUGUCGUAAAGACAACCUGGUCUACAAGAUGGCUGCCCUGGGCUGUGCUGCUGACGUCCUGCAGGCCACACAGGAAGACCGCUUCAGUGACAUGGCAGACAUACUCAUACCACUCAUUAAGAAGAACUCUGCAGCAACUUCGAGGUUGAGACAUGAUAGUGAUGACGAUCGGGAUGAGAAGGAGAAGGAGCUGCAGACUGAAGCUCUACUCUGUGCCUUCCAGACGCUGGGCAAGACCUGGCCCAACAACGCACAAACCCAAGAACGUUUCCAGUUGGACCUGUGCUGUCUGAUGUGUGAGAGGUUGAAACUCAGUACAUGGAGGGUCCAGGUGGGGGUGCUACAGUCUAUGAAGACAUACUUCCAGAGGUUGCUACUGUUGGAGAAAGAGAAAGACAACCAGAACUUCACAGCCUUGUCCCUUAUUCUCACUGAGACAUGCAGCGCUCUCACACACCCACUAGAGAAUAAGAGUUACUCCUCUGUGAGGACCGAAGCGUUGUCUGUUGUGGAACUACUGGUGAAGAGGACAGGAGAGAGCGGUCAGUGGGAGUGUGUCUCGGGGAAGAGUCGCGAACAGCUGCAACGUUCACUGUCCACCCUGCAGACAGACAGCAGACCUGACCUACGAGACAAGGCCCAGGAACUACGGAGGAACAUCCAGAGUCAACCCUGAACACACACACACCUACCUAGUCAACCCUGAACACACACACACACACCUACCUAGUCCACCCUGAACACACACACACACACACCUACCUAGUCCACCCUGAAUACACCCCCCAGAUCUCUGUGUGGACUAUAAUGUGUAUUGUGUCAAUGGGAGGACGGCUGACUGGGUCAUUUAUAAUUGGAAACGCCAUCUCAACUCACUAUGUAAACAAACAGCACCCUAUUCCCUAUAUAGUGCACUACUGUUGACCAGGUCCCAUAGGAUUCUCUGCUCUGAAGUAGUGCACUUUUGUCGUCCAGGGAUCAUCAACUAGAUUCAGCUGUGGGACAAUUUGAUCACAAUGAUUAUAAUUAGACUAAAAACAUCCAUUUUAAAAUCUUGUUUGGAUUUGUAAAGGAUCACAUGCAUCUCUUGGAGACUUUGGAAUAGACCAAACUAAAAUCAGUUCGAGAUGGGUUUUUUUUUUUUUACAGUCUUAACAUACUUUCUUUUUAAAAAAACAAGUCCUGGGCAGUUUGGGAACCUGGAUAAAGGGAAUCUGGUGGCGUUAGGUCCUGUGUAACAGCUUCUAAACAGCUGCCUUCUUUCUCUCCUACAGCAGCCAGUACAGUACACCCCUACUGAUGAACUACAAUGGUACGUCCCACAUGGUGCCCUGAUUCUCUAAACACUACUAGUGGGAAUAAGGGUUGUCAUUUGGGACGUAACCCAGGACGAUACUGCAACUUUAUUUAACACAUUGGUUGUCCACUCCUUGGUCCUGGAGAGCUACUGGGUGGUUGGAGGCUGUUGUUCCAGCCAAUCAACUCCCUGGUCCUGGAGAGCUACUGGGUGGUUGAAGGCUGUUGUUCCAGCCAAUCAGCUCAUUCCACAGAGGGCUGAGUGUUUUCCCUUCUCCCUCGUACUUGAUUGAUGAAUUUAAGGUCACUAAUUAGUAAGGAACUCUCCUCACCUGGUUGUCUAGGUCUUUAGUAAGGAACUCCCCUCACCUGGUUGUCUAGGUCUUUAGUAAGGAACUCUCCUCACCUGGUUGUCUAGGUCUUUAGUAAUGAACUCCCCUCACCUGGUUGUCUAGGUCUUUAGUAAGGAACUCCCCUCACCUGGUUGUCUAGGUCUCUAGUAAGGAACUCUCCUCACCUGGUUGUCUAAGUCUUUAGUAAGGAACUCUCCUCACCUGGUUGUCCAGGUAUUUAAUUGAAAGGGGAAAAACCUGUGGACACGGUCCUCCAUGGAAUGAGGUGAGCAGGCUUUUGUUCCAGCCCAACACUUGUUAUCACGGUUUGAACUGAAAUAGGUGCCGGAGCUCCACAAUACUGUUGAUAUUCUGUCAGAGAAACCAGUGCUCAGUCCUGGUUAACUCCUGCCUAAGUCCAGCACUGGUCUUGAUGAUAGGUAAUGUUAACUAGUGCUGGGUUGGACCAAAAGCCUGCACCUACCUCUGGAGCUCUUCAGAACUAGAGUUGGUGACCAGUGUCUCUGUCUGAACUUGGUAAUUACUUCUUUCCCCCAGUUUGCAUGUUCAAAAAAUAUAUUUUCAGCCAUGUUGAUUAGAAACCCAACAUUGAACAGUGGGGGUUGGUUGGUGUGAGAGGGAGGCAUGGAAUUCUUGUGAAUUUGUCUCCAAAAAUAAAUAAAUAAAUAAAACAAC